AUGGCUGCUGCUCAUCGCUUCCUCCUGACCGUAACCUUGGCGACGGUGCUGUUUUCUCACGUUCAAGGUCAUGGACGCCUCAUCGACCCGCCGGCAAGGUCGACCAUGUGGAGAUAUGGGUUCAAUACUCCUGUCAACUAUGACGACAAUGCUCUAUAUUGCGGAGGUUUUGACGUCCGCAGCUGGGACUCGAAGGUGCAUCACGUGGACGUGCAGCUGCCACGAGGCCUCACGUGCACACAGUGUGUGCUGCAAUGGAAAUACAACGCAGGCAACUCGUGGGGCUGUCGUGGACAGAACGACUGUUGUGUUGGCUGUGGCCACCAGGAGCAGUUCUACGGCUGCGCAGACAUUUCCAUUUCCGGUACCUGGUCGUCCAGCCAUGGCGGAGACACGUACGCCCAGUCGGCUCAACAUGGAGUGUCAGGAUCUGUUGCCUUGAGAGACAGUCUAGAGCAGUCAGAGAGAUUGUUGAGAGGCUGA
This is a messenger RNA of Aplysia californica (California sea hare), 483 nucleotides long. RefSeq lists its product as uncharacterized. The transcript has 4 exons. Lineage: Eukaryota; Metazoa; Mollusca; Gastropoda; Aplysiida; Aplysiidae. The record is from RefSeq and is a predicted model, not a curated record. The coding region runs from base 1 to 483 and encodes 160 amino acids.